Molecule: messenger RNA, 480 nt
Organism: Ostrea edulis (European flat oyster)
Lineage: Eukaryota; Metazoa; Mollusca; Bivalvia; Ostreida; Ostreidae
Exons: 1
Coding region: 1-480 (159 amino acids)
Source: RefSeq, a predicted model, not a curated record
AUGUAUAAAGUUAUUCCCGAAAUUCCGAUAACUCAUGCAUUGCCAUCAAAGGAAGAAAAAACACUUCCAAUAAAAGGCUCAGGAAAGAAGUAUGAUGUCUUACCCCACGUUGAAGAAUUUGAGCCUCUGUCUCGGGACAACAACACAGCGAGGCUGAAUCCAUGCAUUGAGACCUUGCCCGAGGCACCAGCCAAUAAAUCCCGAGUUCCCCUUGCUUGUCUUGCUGUGGAAAAUAUCCAAAGGACCAUUAGCAAGGCAGAAAAGAAAGAAAAGAAAAAGAGGAAGAAAACUCCCAAACCUCCGCCAUCUGCACCACCAGGAGAUAUCUAUAUCAUGCCACAGGUGUAUAUUCCACAGCCCCCACCCUACCCCUUGGAUCCAACGAAGGCGAGAAUUGUGAGGAUCAAAACACCUUCCGGUAUCUGGCAUAUGGAUGUGGAGCAGUAUAUCGCCCACGUCACUUCUGGUUACUGGAAAUGA